UAUAAAUAAGCGACGGCACAGCCUAGUUGGUAUAGUAAUCAUUGACAGCUUCAACGAUCUACACGCCUUCAACAUGAAAUUCGCCAUCGUCCUGUUCGCCCUCUUCGCCCUGGCUGUGGCCGCCCCCCCUUCUCAGGAAGCUCAGAUCCUGCGUUCGGACUCUGAUGUCGGACCCGAGAGCUUCCAGUACGGAUUUGAGACGAGCGAUGGUGUCAAGGCUGACGCUCAGGGACAACUGAAUAACAUUGGAUCCGAUCAUGAGUCCCUCGCCGUCCGUGGCUCUUUCUCCUUCGUGGCUGAUGAUGGUCAGACCUACACCGUGAACUACGUCGCCGAUGAGAACGGAUUCCAGCCCCAGGGUGCCCAUCUGCCAGUUGCCCCCGAGGCCUAAGUUUUUAGAUUAUUAAUAAAUUGUUUAUAAAAGAAAA
Drosophila ananassae is the source of this 428-nucleotide messenger RNA. RefSeq names its product larval cuticle protein 65Ag1. Gene Ontology annotation, molecular function: structural constituent of chitin-based larval cuticle. The coding region runs from base 74 to 391 and encodes 105 amino acids. The record is from RefSeq and is a predicted model, not a curated record. The transcript has 2 exons. NCBI's taxonomy places the organism in Eukaryota, Metazoa, Arthropoda, Insecta, Diptera, Drosophilidae. Gene Ontology annotation, cellular component: chitin-based extracellular matrix.